Fusarium keratoplasticum is the source of this 5025-nucleotide messenger RNA. Its product is annotated as DNA-directed RNA polymerase subunit. The transcript is spliced from 2 exons. The coding region runs from base 1 to 5025 and encodes 1674 amino acids. Gene Ontology annotation, molecular function: DNA-directed RNA polymerase activity; DNA binding. The record is from RefSeq and is a predicted model, not a curated record. Gene Ontology annotation, cellular component: RNA polymerase I complex. Gene Ontology annotation, biological process: DNA-templated transcription. Lineage: Eukaryota; Fungi; Ascomycota; Sordariomycetes; Hypocreales; Nectriaceae.
AUGAAUAUCGCACAACCUGUCGCCUCCGGGGUGGAGAGUGUCGAGUUUACGUUCCUGUCGCCAAAGGAGAUCCGAUCCAUUUCGGUGAAGCGAAUCGAGAACGACAGUACCUUCGACAACCUCCUCAAUCCAGUACCAGGCGGCCUGUACGAUCCUGCGCUCGGUUCUUGGGGUGAUGCGCCAUGCACAACUUGUAACUUGAACCAGUCUACGUGCCCCGGCCAUGCCGGACACAUCCAACUCCCCGUCCCUGUCUAUCACCCAGUAUUUAUGGACCAGGCCUAUCGACUCCUCAAAGCCGCCUGCGUCUACUGCAAGGGCUUUCGACUCCCCCAAAAAGAAUUGCACAAGUAUGUGUGCAAGCUGAAGCUCCUCCAGCAUGGCUUGAUUCAGGAAGCGCACAUUGUUGGCGCCAUUGGCGAGAAUGACCUAGCCAUCGAGCUGGGUGACUUUUCAGGACUGGAAAGUGAGGCUGAGGAGGAGGGUGACAGCAAUUCCAUCGACAACGUCACUCGCGCAAGAGACAGAUAUGUCGACAAGUGUCUUCGCGGCAUCAAGGUCAAGCGAGGCGAAACGAAGCGAGGAAAACACGAGGGCGCAAGCGAAAUGCGACGAGAGAUCAUCAAGGAAUUUCUUGCCGAGAUCACCAAGAGGAGAAUAUGCGCCAGCUGUGGCGGUAUCUCCCCAUCCUAUCGCAAGGAUCGCUUUGUCAAGGUUUUCGAGAGAUCCUUGUCAGACAAGGAGAAGGCCAAGAUGGCUCAGAAGAACUUCAAGCAAGCCGACGCCAUGGCGAGAGUUCACCAAGCUACGACAAAGCAGAGGCCGGACGGAUAUUCAUCCGAUGAGGGUGUUGCGGAUGUGGGCUCACCAACUCGCGAAAAGGCACAGGCUGAUGAGGAUGGUGCUGAUCAAGAUAUCGACAUGCCCGACGCCGACACCGCUGCUGCUGCCGUCCCGCAGAGGUACAUCAGUGCGAUGGAAGUCCAAGCACGCCUGAACGAGCUUUUCACCAAGGAACAGGAACUAAUGGCUCUUCUUUACAACGCCAAGCCCGCAACACGAAGCUCCUCCAAGGUUACUCCGGACAUGUUCUUCCUGACGAUCCUCAUGGUACCGCCCAACCGAUACCGUCCAGAGGCUCGUACGGGCGACUCCCAAAUCUCGGAGGCUCAACAGAACUCGCUGUACAAGAACAUUCUUAGAGGUUGCGGAAGAAUUGCCCAACUUCAUGCGCAUCUCCAGGAAGAGCGAGCAGAUGUCAACCAGCUUCACCAGGCCUGGACCGAGUUGCAAGAGUCAGUCAACGCCCUCAUUGACAAGGAUAAGAACCCAGUUCAGGGCGCCGCGGCAAAGCGCAAUGAAGACGGUAUCAAGCAGAAGCUUGAGAAGAAGGAGGGUCUGUUCAGAAAGAACAUGAUGGGCAAGCGAGUCAACUACGCCGCUCGAAGUGUCAUCUCGCCGGAUCCCAACAUCGAGACCAACGAAAUUGGUGUUCCGCCUGUGUUCGCCAAGAAGCUCACAUAUCCCGAACCGGUGACCAGCCAUAAUUUCCGCGACAUGCAGCAGGCCGUCAUCAACGGCGUGGACAAGUGGCCCGGCGCUUUCGCGAUCGAGAAUGAGAACGGACAAAUCGUCAACCUUCGAAACAAGUCCGUUGACGACCGCGUGUCACUGGCAAACCAGCUUCUCGCUCCUACAAGCAGCAACGCCGCUCGAACCAGGAACAAGAAGGUCUAUCGCCACCUCACCAACGGUGAUGUUGUCUUGAUGAACCGUCAGCCGACCCUGCACAAGCCGUCCAUCAUGGGACAUCGAGUACGAGUUCUGCCGAAUGAGAAGACGAUUCGAAUGCACUACGCCAACUGUAACACCUACAACGCCGAUUUCGAUGGUGAUGAAAUGAACAUGCAUUUCCCCCAGAACGAAGUUGCCCGAGCGGAAGCUCUUCAGAUUGCCGACACCGACCAUCAGUACCUGUCCUACACCGCAGGCAAGCCCCUCCGAGGUCUCAUUCAGGAUCACAUUUCCGUGUCCGUCGCCCUCUGCAACCGAGACACGUUUUUCAGCCGCGGUGACUAUCAACAGCUGGUGUACAACGCCUUGCGCCCUGAAAGCGGACACAUCGUCGGCGAGAGGAUUGAGCUUGUCGCCCCAGCCGUGAUCCGACCAGUUCCCAGGUGGACUGGCAAGCAAGUCAUCACCACUAUCCUCAAGAACAUGCAGCCACCCAACUGUGGCGGUCUUUGCAUGAGGGCAGAGACUCAGAUCAAGGCCAGUCAGUGGGGUAAAGACUCGGAAGAGGGUGUCGUUCUAUUCCAGGAUGGCGAAUUCAUUACUGGAAUCUUGGACAAGUCGCAGAUUGGUCCCAGUUCGGGUGGUGUUGUCCACGCUGUUCAUGAGAUUUACGGUCCUGCUAUUGCAGGCAAGCUGCUCAGCAGUCUCGGCAGAUUGCUGACCAGGUACCUCAACGUGCGAGCCUUUUCCUGUGGUAUGGACGAUCUGCGACUCACCCCCGAAGGAGAGAAGGCCCGACGAGAAGCGCUUGUACCUGCCAACACAGUCGGUCUCAAGGUCGCUUCGUCGUACGUCUCUCUGGAGCAGAACCCUGGUCCCCGUGAUCCCCUGCUUCUUGAGCGUCUCGAGGAGGUUAUGCGCGACGACAGCAAGCAGGAGGGUCUCGAUCUUCUGAUGAAGGAGGGUCUCAGUGGCAUCACGGACAAGGUUCAGACUGCAUGCGUUCCCAACGGUCUGGAAAAGCCAUUCCCCAAGAACCAGAUGCAGGCCAUGACAACAUCUGGUGCAAAGGGAUCCCGAGUCAACGCAUCCCUGAUUUCUUGUAACCUUGGUCAGCAGGUUUUGGAAGGCAGACGUGUACCUAUCAUGGUCAGCGGCAAGUCGCUGCCAUGCUUCAACCCAUUCGAGACUCAUGCUCGAGCGGGCGGCUACAUCGUGCAGCGCUUCUUGACUGGCAUUCGCCCUCAGGAAUAUUACUUCCAUCACAUGGCUGGCCGAGAAGGUCUGAUCGAUACAGCUGUCAAGACAUCCAGAUCCGGAUAUCUGCAGAGAUGUGUCAUCAAGGGCAUGGAGGGCCUGACCGUCGCCUACGAUACUACCGUGCGAGAUGCUGAUGGCUCCAUGAUCCAGUUCCUAUAUGGAGAGGAUGGUCUUGAUGUGACCAAGCAAAAGUAUCUGAACGACUUCAGCUUCAUUCUGGAGAACGUCACCUCCCAGGCUGCUCAGCUUAAGUACGACCCUAGCAUUGGAGAUCGACUCGGACAGCACCGAGAAGCCAUCGCCAAGUACAUGAAGAAGGCCCUCAAGCAUGUCAAGGCCCAUGACCCCAAAGCUCAGGACCCACUCUCCAGCAUGUUCAACCCGGCGACCACUGCCUUUGCUACCUCAGAGAACUUCUAUCAAGCCAUGACCUCCUAUCUCAAGGAAAACAAGGACGGUCUGGUGCGGGACAAGUCGGACAAGAAGAAGCUCGCUCUUUCUCGCGUUAGUCUCAACAGGAAGAAUGCCGAGAUGUUGUUUGCGAUGAAGUACCUACGAUCUCUUGUCGAGCCUGGCGAGGCUGUCGGUAUCGUGGCAGGCCAGUCUGUUGGUGAGCCUUCAACACAGAUGACACUGAACACGUUCCAUUUGGCUGGUCACUCGGCCAAGAACGUCACUCUGGGUAUUCCGCGAUUGCGAGAAAUUCUCAUGACUGCUAGUGACAAGAUUUCUACGCCAGCCAUGUCCCUUUACCCGAUUGAUGAGAUGUCCACGGCGGACGCGGAGACGUUUGCCAAGUCCAUCUCGGUUCUGCCUCUGGGCUACAUUCUGGAUAGCAUCUCAGUCGAGGAGAAGGUUGGACGUGGCAAGAUGUACGGUUCCGCCAAGGUUUACCGGGUUGACCUCAAGUUUUUCGCCUCCGAGGAGUACACGAAGACGUAUGCCAUCAGUGUCUCGGACGUCAUGGACGCCGUUGAGCGAAAGCUGCUCCACCGUCUUCUUUCUCUUGUGAAGAAGGACAUUAAGAAGCGACGGAGUCAGUCUACCAUGGCCACGCCUGAGAUCGGUGUCAAGGCCGGCGUGGUGGAAACGGCGGCACCUAAUGCCGAAGCCAUCCGGGAUGAGGACGACGAUGAUGACGAAGGCGAUGACGAUGCCACAAAUGCCAAGCAGCGGGCUAACCGGACCGAGGCGGUAUCCUACGGCCCCAACGACGACGACGAUGAUGCUGUUCAGCAGGAGAUGGCACGUGACGCUACUGAUGACAUGGACGAGGACGAAGGCAUCGGAGGUAGCCCGCGUAUGGCCCCUGUCGAUGAUGAUGAUGAUGAAGACGGCAUCGACUGGUCAGCAAAGGCACGAACCGAGCGCGUGCUGGAUUCAUACGCCGAAGUCACGGACUUUACAUUCGACGCAAAGAGUGGAAACGACUGCAGCUUCACCCUCGAGUUUGACUCGACUAUCCCCAAGGUCCUCAUGCUCAAUCUUGUGCAGGAGGCUGUCAAGAAGACGGUGGUUCAGGAGAUCUCCGGCGUGGGAGCCUGCACCUUUGUGGAAGAGAAGGGCGUCCGCGUCAUUCACACGGCGGGAGUGAACCUACAGGCGAUGCAAAGAUACAGCGAUUUCAUCGACCCCCAUCGAAUCCAGACCAACGACAUUGCGGCCGUGCUGGCAGUAUACGGUGUUGAGGCGGCUCGCAGCAACAUCGUCCAGGAGCUGGCUGGUGUCUUCGGAUCCCACGGCAUCAAGGUCGACAACCGCCACCUGAACCUGAUUGGCGACCACAUGACGAGGAACGGUGGAUUCACGCCGUUCAACCGAAUGGGUCUGAAGGGCAACGUCAGCCCCUUCACCAAGAUGAGUUUCGAGACGACACUGUCGUUCCUCAAGGAUGCCGUGCUCGACGGCGAUUGGGAUGACCUCGCCACGCCCAGCGGUCGGUCGGUGAUGGGCAAGCUUGGAAAGGUUGGCACAGGAGGGUUCGAUGUUUUGGCGCAGCUUCCUACAUACCAUGUUGAUUCUCUGGCGUAA